This is a messenger RNA of Metarhizium brunneum ARSEF 3297, 1449 nucleotides long. NCBI's taxonomy places the organism in Eukaryota, Fungi, Ascomycota, Sordariomycetes, Hypocreales, Clavicipitaceae. The record is from RefSeq and is a predicted model, not a curated record.
AUGGUGGACACGUCCAUCGUCGCCACAUGCCUCUACGCCGUCGGCACCGAGUUCCGCGACCUCAACAGCGUCAACUGGGUCGCUCUCUCCUACACCCUCGCGUACAUGGGCUUUUCUGUCGUCUUCUCUCGCAUAUCAGACAUCACCGGGCGCCGGGACGCCUUUGUCGUCGCGUACGUCGUCUUCGUGGCCUUCUCGCUGGCAUGCGGGUUCGCCCGGACCUUGCAUCAGCUCAUUGCGUUUCGGGCGCUUCAGGGCAUAGGCGGCUCGGGGCUGUAUUCCUUGUCCAUGGUCAUGCUGUCGGAGCUCAGUCCGGUUCAUUUGAGGCAGUAUAUUGCCGCCAUGAUUGGCCUGGUCGUUGCCAUGUCCGGGGUGUUGGGCCCGGUUCUGGGCGGUCUUGGUCCCAUCGGGGCGGCAUCGUUGGCCACGUUCGUCUUCAGCUGGCCGAAUCGGAGACACCUCCCGCAUCAUGAAAGGCACUCGUGGAAACAACUGGACUGGCCUGGAGCUUUUCUCACCGUUGCCGCCGCCGUUCUUGUCGUCUUUUCCUUCCAGAACGCAGGGCAAACACCCGGGACCGCGUCCCACGGCAACAGCUGGGGCUCGGCCGUCUUCAUUGCGCCCCUUGUCGUGGGCGUCGUGUGCUGGGGCGCCUUGAUGCUCUGGGAAUACGGCGUUGAAUACCGCCUGUCGAGACGGUUCAUCCCAGUCCUCCCUCUUGGAAUCUUUCGCAGCGUCGUCUAUACCUCUGGGGUGAUAAACACCCUCCUUCUGGGGCUGCCAUACUUGCUCUUGAUCUAUAUUGUCCCGCUGAGGAUCCAAAUUGUCGGGGGCAAAUCUGCUCUGUUGGCCGGUGUUAUGCUGCUGCCAAUGCUGGUUGCUGUUGCUCUGGGCAGCGUUGUCAGUGGCGCAGUCAACUCAAAGACGCCGGUCAUCACGGAAACACUACUAGCAGGCUCGUGUUUAAUGGUAUUGGGCUGUGGACUGUUAACGACACUGUCCACUCAGGAGCUUGAUGGCGCGAAGCUGCUGGGGUUCAUUGCGCUAUGUGGAAUGGGCUUCGGCCUCACGGUGUCGUCAAGCACAAUGAUUGCAUCUAUCAAGGUGGCGCCAAAGCAUUACGCACCGGCCCAGGGCAUUCUUGCUCAACUGCGUAUAUUUGGCGGCAGUUUGGGAAUCGCCGCGUCGACAGCGAUACUCCGGACCAAGACACAGGGAGGCCUGCUGCCUGUCGGGAAACGAGAGUCCCAGGCGCCUGGUUCACAAAGCCAGUCGGUCAAGAUGGCAUUUGCAGAGGCAUUUCGAACGGACAUGAUGGUAGCAACGGCAGUUUCGGGAGCUGCAGUGAUACUAGCACUUGUCGCGUACUGGCUGCGGCGCAACAAUCAGUCUGAACCUGAGGGACCCCGGACAAGCCCGGAAAGAAGGACGGGCGAUGAGAAUGAAUGA